UCCUUUCAUUACGCCUUCUAACUAAUUCUACUUCUACAUGCAUUUUACAUGACCUUUUUUUCUUCUUAAUUUCAGCUCACUUCUUCUCUUCCCCCACUUUCUUAGGGCUCCUCCCUCCUCAAUUCUAUUCUUCUCAUUAUAUAAAUUCACUCACUUCCCUCACUCGCCAUGAAAUUCCCCUCUCUUCAUCCCAAUCUCAUUCUCUCCCUCAUUUCUAACUCUAUUUUCACUUUCUUGUAGCAUUUUCUGUUACCAUAUUUCUUCAUCCACUUCACUUUUUCUUGCUUCAACUUGACUUCCUUGACCUGGAUGCCAAAGAUUGUUGAAGCUCAUUAUGGAUCUCCUCUGCAUAACUUCAAGAUCUGUGCAACUUCAUGGCCUUUUUUAGCAAUACCCAUUAACAACUUCGCUGAUUUUGUUGCCCAAAUGAAAAGGCCGUUCCGUCCUCUCUUGAGCAUUCUACUGCUCACAGUCUUGGCUGUUACUUUAAGCUUUCGAAUCAUUCACCAUGGCGGCGGCAGCUUCUUCAGCUCCUUUGAGCUUGAAAAUAAGAUCUUUGUGCGAGAACAACAACCACCUGAACCUCUCCCGGUGUUCAACUCUACUUUACUCAAGUAUGCUGCUAUUGAUUUGGCUGAGGAGAAAUCAAAGAAAGAGACUGAGCAACUCUUGGAAGGGAAUUUUGCGAGCCAAGGACGGUACCGUACCAUCAACACGUGGCGGAGGUUUCAUCGUGAUAUCAGAACCAGGUCUUCUUCAGGACUCUCGGUAACGCUCCGGUCCCCGUUGUUUUAUCGUUAUUGGCUAGAUUUUAGAAGGAACUUAAAUGAAUGGGCUAGAAAGAAAAGGUUUCAGGCUGAUAUAAUGAAUGAAUUGAUUAGACUAGUCAAGCAUCCUAUUGAUAGGCAGAAUGGAUUAGUGGGUUCGGAUAAAAAGUAUCAGUCUUGUGCUGUUGUGGGGAAUAGUGGGAUUUUGUUGAAAAGUAAUUAUGGAGCUUUGAUUGACAGUCAUGAGACUGUAAUAAGAUUGAACAAUGCCAGGAUUGAGAAGUUUGAGCAGAGUGUGGGGUCGAAAACUAAUGUAUCGUUUGUAAAUAGUAAUAUUUUGCAUCUUUGUGCUAGGAGGGAAGGGUGUUUUUGCCACCCUUAUGGACUGAAUGUUCCGAUGGUUAUGUAUGUUUGUCAGCCUGUGCAUUUCUUGGAUUAUAUCAUGUGCAAUGCAUCUCAUAAGGCACCUUUGCUUAUCACAGACCCGAGAUUUGAUAUGUUGUGUGCCAGGAUUGUGAAGUAUUACUCACUGAAACGGUUUGUGGAGGAGAUAGAGAAGCCACUGGAGGAAUGGGGAGCUGCCCAUGAUGGUUCUAUGUUCCAUUACUCUUCUGGUAUGCAAGCUGUGAUGCUUGCUUUGGGAGUAUGUGACAAAGUUAGUAUUUUUGGUUUCGGGAAAUCUGCUUCAGCUAAGCAUCAUUACCAUACAAGUCAAAAGGCUGAGCUUCGGUUGCAUGAUUAUGAGGCGGAGUAUGCAUUUUAUCAUGAUCUAGUGGAAAAUCAACGGGCAAUACCAUUCAUUUCAGACAAGUUUAAGAUUCCUCCUGUGGCUCUCAUUUUUCUCUUUGGGAAGAAAUUGGAUCCACAUGUAGCAGUGAUAUGUAUUUUUCGAGUCUUAUAUCAGUACUAUAUCUUCAGUUAUGUUGACUGGUGAGAAGGGUACAUAAACACAUGUUUAAAGGUUUGUGUGUGAUUUUUAUUCUUUUUGGCCUGUGGCAUUCUUGGUCUCUGUUCCAAAUCAUGUAUAUAGAUGCUUGACUGAGAUGUACUUUUGUUUGAUUAGAAAUUUGAUUUUGGGAGCUGCUUCAUCAUUUUCAUCUGAACUGUAAGUCUAGUAGGUGUGAUGUAUCAGAAAAACCAAAUUUUCCUUCAACAACAUCUCGAAUGGGAGGUUGUGAAACUUGCAAACAUGAGAUACACUUGGUUCAGCAAGCAGAUGAUACAUUGUUUUAAAGAUGAUCUCUGUUACGGUUUAGAAUCUUAUAAGAUUUGUCUUCUAAUGGAAAAAAAAUAGCUCUGAACUACCCAUUGUUCCAAGCUUGAGGCUGUUUUUCUGUUUUAUUAACUACUACUAAUAACGCAUGAUGUUAUUAAUGAUGUUCUGUUGAAGAAUGCCAUAUGCAUAUUUUAUGUUCCUGUGGCUCCGAGAAUUACAUUUGCCUGACAUUUCUUGACUGUAAGGCACCUGUUCUAUUGUGCAUCGCUUUAAUAAACAAAGUCUAUUUGAUAUGAUAUUGGUUGGGAAUUCCAUUACAUUAAACUUCAUGUAUUGUAUAGAAGUUAUUGCUCAGUCCUCUGGAAAUAGCUGUUAAAGAAGUAUGUGAUGCUUUCAUGGACUGUUUUUUAUUUAUUUGUUUUGUUGGUAAUCUCUGAAAUUGUAUAGAAAGAAUAAAAAAAAUACAGCCUAAAGGAGGGGACUCCCCUUCAAGCUACAAACCUUGGACAUGCCCACGGUGAACAGAGGAAAUGGACUGUCGCAAGUGUAAGUUAUGGAAACAGCCAAAGCACCUUGGUAUUACCUAUGGUUUAUUACAGUUAAUUUUCUUACUGUUUGUUCUUUCCAUCUUAUGCAUAAGUGUGAAAGAAAGAAACAAGGAUAACA
This is a messenger RNA of Pistacia vera, 2649 nucleotides long. RefSeq names its product beta-1,6-galactosyltransferase GALT29A. The transcript has 2 exons. Bases 310 to 1701 code for a protein of 463 amino acids. The record is from RefSeq and is a predicted model, not a curated record. Lineage: Eukaryota; Viridiplantae; Streptophyta; Magnoliopsida; Sapindales; Anacardiaceae. Gene Ontology annotation, molecular function: sialyltransferase activity.